AUGGAUAAAUUGAUUGGUCAUUAUAGAUUUAAUAUGAAUCAUCUUAUUGGUAGGGGAGCUUAUGGCUCUGUUUUCAAAGGUAAAACCUAAUAAGGAUAACCAGUGGCAGUCAAAGUGAUAGACAAAAGAAUGAUUAAUAAAGAGAAUGAGAAACACUUAAAAAACGAAGUAGAAUCUAUGAGGACUUUAAAUCAUCCUAAUAUUGUGAAAUUUUUAGAUUAUUACGAAACACAAAAUAAUAUAUACAUCAUAUCCGAAUUUUGCGAUGGUGGAGACUUAAGAGAUUUGAUUAAAAGAGGUAAAUAAGAUGACAACUUAGUAAUAAGCAUAUUGUAGCAAAUAUUAAAUGGAUACCGAGAGUUGUAAAAUAAAUCUAUAAUCCAUAGAGAUUUAAAGCCAGCUAAUAUCUUAAUUCAUUAGAACGUUAUUAAAAUUGCAGAUUUUGGGUUUUCUAAACGAAUCAACUUUGAAAAUGAUCUAAUGAAUAGUGUAGCAGGAACUCCAUUGUAUAUGGCACCAUAAACAGUGCUAAGAUAGCCUUAUUCUUCUAAAUGUGAUAUUUGGUCUCUUGGGAUGAUUCUUUAUGAACUCAUUUUCCAAAAGCCCCCCAUUAAAGCCUAGAAUGUAUUAGAAUUACAAGAGUAAAUCAAAUUGCCAAUCGUAGUACCUAAAAUUGACAAUGCACUUCUCUAGGAUUUAAUAUAAAACGCAUCAAUUGGGAUGAAAUUUAUAAUCACGAGUUGCUUUGUAAAAAUGAUUAUUAUAUGCAAUAAAUACAAAAUAUCGAAGAGGAAAAGGGCUAAUAAUUGA
Molecule: messenger RNA, 810 nt
Organism: Paramecium tetraurelia
Lineage: Eukaryota; Ciliophora; Oligohymenophorea; Peniculida; Parameciidae
Exons: 4
Biological process (GO): peptidyl-serine phosphorylation; protein autophosphorylation; autophagosome organization
Cellular component (GO): autophagosome; cytoplasm
Molecular function (GO): ATP binding; protein serine/threonine kinase activity
Source: RefSeq, a predicted model, not a curated record